GUAACUAGGCUGCGCAAGUAGCGUGUUGAUGUGAUGCAGGGAUCUAGCAAGGAAAAUUAAGAAUAGUUAUAAAGGAAUGUAACAUUUGUUGUAGGCAACUGUUUUAAGUUUAUCCGUAGUUCAAGUGUAUCAAAUCAAGCAAAAUGGCAAAUGACGGUUCGACUAAACUAUCUAAAAAUCUUUUACGGAUGAAGUUUAUGCAAAGAGGACUUGAUGCGGAUGUAAAAAAACAGCUCGAGGAAGAAGAGAAAAGGAUCGUAAGUGAUGAGCAUUGGUUUUUGGACUUACCAGAACUCAAAGCGAAAGAAAGCUACAUUGUGGAAGAAAGAAGUUAUGUUCCAUGUGAAGACUUGGUUUAUGGAAGAAUGUCCUUUAAGGGAUUCAAUCCAGAUGUUGAAAAGCUAAUGGCUCUAAUGAAUGCUCCCAGAGAGGAGAAGGAGGAGGAUGAGGAUGAAAAGAAUGAGACACGGAUGGACACAGAUAUUACUGAUGAGGAGAUGGCUAGAAGAUAUGGAAGCCUGGUGGAGAGCAUGAAAAAAAGAUUCGCCAAGAAAAGGGAUCGUUCAUCUCUCAAGGGAAACAGAGAAGAUGUGAGCCAAAACACUAUACCCUCACAACCAAAGAAAGCAUUCUUAAAGCCCCAGGACUGAGGAAUUUUAUCUGUAAUCAAUUUGAAAAUAGGCAAUGUGUUUUCCUUUUUAAUAUCUAUAAAUACAGUGGACUUUUAGGAACUCAGUUUUUUUCAUUAUUCACUUAUUGCAACAAUGGGCCUGUAAAAUGGCAGAAGAAAACUGGAUGUCAUGCAUCCUUAUUUAAGUGAAAAAUGUGUUUGUAUAUUAUGAACAUUCAUAUGUGCAAGCCUCCUUUUAUUUAAUGUGCCCCAGGUCACAGUUAAGGUUGACUAAAGUUGUUUCAUUUACAUUAAUAUACUUUUGUGAGUGGAAUUUGAAAUCUUUAACAGUGUGUUGUCCUAUAACGAAUGAGGUUACAUUUAUAGAGUGGAGAACACUUCACAAUAUACUUUGUACAUGCAUCACUGAUU
Molecule: messenger RNA, 1042 nt
Organism: Electrophorus electricus (electric eel)
Lineage: Eukaryota; Metazoa; Chordata; Actinopteri; Gymnotiformes; Gymnotidae
Gene: mphosph6
Product: M-phase phosphoprotein 6
Biological process (GO): maturation of 5.8S rRNA
Source: RefSeq, a predicted model, not a curated record